Coniophora puteana RWD-64-598 SS2 is the source of this 2571-nucleotide messenger RNA. RefSeq lists its product as uncharacterized. The coding region runs from base 1 to 2571 and encodes 856 amino acids. The transcript has 5 exons. The record is from RefSeq and is a predicted model, not a curated record. Lineage: Eukaryota; Fungi; Basidiomycota; Agaricomycetes; Boletales; Coniophoraceae.
AUGGCCCCCACCACCCCUUCCCCUGCCGAUGCUCCGCAGGCUACAUGCUCUCCGGCUACCCCUCCUGUCGCCUCUUCUCCCGUUGCAUCGCCCCACGCUACCCCUGCCGCUUCUUUCGCCAUACCAUCCGGCGCUUCCUUUCCCGCGGCUUCGGACCAUUUACCCGGGGCUUCGGACUACAGCUUUACCAUCUCCGUUCUCGACCUCUUCACACUCUCUAAGUCCAUUGUGUGCACCCGCGAGGCGGACUCCGUCACGCCGCUUGACGCUCUCAUCAAGCAGGGGUAUCUGUCCGAUGUUCCGCACCGUCCUUCUAUGGCUGUCUCUCUUCGAACGCUUGAACACUUUCGUCUACUUCGCCUUCAUAAACCUUCAUUUAGUACUGAGGCUUUCACAAAGGUAGUAUGUGAUUCAUAUGGCAUGCCUUAUAUUCGGACUUACCGGUCCCUCAUCGCGGACGCUUUUGACGUGUACAUCAUGAUUCUACGUAAUGUCAACAAAUCUAUUGCUGAUGUCCUUGGCCGCAACAUUCCUAACUGGCGCGUACUGAAUGCCUGUCCACCCUGCACAUAUCGUCUUGAGAAUGAGCAACCCCUUCAAUUCAAUCGAAUGUUUGUAAUGGAUGGCGGAAACUCGGCAAAGCGACUAGCGACCCCUGCUGGGAGGCAGCGCGGGGAUAUGCGGGAGUUCACUGACAGCGACUAUCGGCUCUCGUGUGACUAUGUGGAUCAAUUUGCAAAUGAAACCCGGCGACGGCCCGUGCCUGAGGCUGACGCCAAGGAUGUUGCGGAGCCAGCCUCCCCAUCUCACGAUCCGGGCGUCAACGAGGUGAAUACAGGCGACUGCAGCAAAAAUUGGAAGGCCGCCGCGAGCGACGACAAGAAAAGGAUGUGGGGUAUAUUUGAGGAGACGGGAAUAUUCGUUGGUGCUUGCCGACACGGGCUCCUCCUGUGGUACACGGACAUGGUGCGGAGUGGCGAGCUUGCGAAGUACCCACUUGCUCUUGUGUCCAAGAUACUGGAACUGCUCGAACACCGUUGCCUCGGCGCCUACGACAUCGGCUGCACGUUCAGUUCGACGAUAGAGUCGAGUAGCCUUGGUGAAAGGUUCAAGGAGAGGGAGUGCCGGAUGAUCGUGGACGCGUUUCACGGGUACGCCCACGACUACAAAUGUCAGGUUAACAACCACCCUCUCAGAAUCACCGGCGCUGGGCUCGAGGACUUUGAGACAAUCGAACGAAUAUUCAGUGCGUGCAAUGCACUCGCCGCGGUGAUACGCUACGCGAGCCCGUACCGCCGGCACAUGUUCCUGGAGCUCUUCUUUCAACAAUGGGACGAAGAGAAGUACCAGAACCUCGGUACUAUGCUACUUAAUAAUUACAAACAAGCGCUCGCCAUCAUCGAUGCUGAGUCCCUGAAGCUGGAGGAAACGAAGACGUCACUCGGCAUCACGGAUACCGACUUCAAGACUUGGCAAGCAGAAGAGCUCGCCUACUUCGAGACCCUCGGUAAGGAGCCUGCCUACGACGUGUACGCUGUUGCAUACGUUGAGGCACUCAAGGACAUGCGGCAGCUGGAGUAUCAGUACGCGAACGCGUUCAACGCGUUUGUUGACGCUAUCCCAGGUGAUUAUGUAGCUGCCAGCGCUGCAGGCAUCAAUACGUACGAGGCAAAUGCGGGCACAACGCGGACACUCGAGUCCGACAGGAGCUUUGUGCGGGAACGUCUUGUUGUCGCCACCCGCGACGUUGUCACCCUCGAGCAGAAGAUGGGAUUGUCCCACCGGUGGGAGCCAUCAUCUCCGGAGUACCAACACGCUGAAGAAUCUCUCAACACACGCGCAUUCCAUCGCGCCCUCGACGACUUGCAGCGUUUGGUCAUCCAACGCCUGUUUGAGCUACAGAAGCUCAAUAUCUCGCAGACCGGUGAGCCUUUUCCCUUGACUCGCUCUCAGGCCAUCAGGAACGCCAUCACUCGCUACAACGCCGCCGCCGCCGCCAUGAACCCCCCUCGACCACCUCUCGAAUGGUCAAAGGUAUCCCAUUACGGGUUCCUUGACGAGUUCACCUUGCUACGCAACACCCGGCAAGAUAUCACCUCGAGGCCAUGGUCGAAGCCUGUCCAGCGCGAGGCGAUGCGAAGCGCGUUUCGUGUUCAGCGAGCUCAAGAGGAGAUUGAGCGUUGUAAUGUCGAGGUUCGUCGUCUUCACACUGCAAUCAUCGACGAGGAAACGCACUUUGCCUCCGUCGUUGCGAGGCUACGUGUCGAAGGCAGUGUCCUGUUGACGGUCACGGAGGACUUUUGCCUGAGGCGAUCGCGUGUCAAUCGCCGCCUUAUGGAUCGUAUCACACAGAUACAUGAGCUUAGAGGGUUUUCGGGCGAGAUGACGCCAGGUGUUCGCAAUGGGACGGCAGACGUUCGUGAGACUACGUCUGGUACGGCUUCCUUUAGAUUCUUUUCUGAUGGGAAUGGUUUCGUACAUGAGGAGGAUGAGUUUGAUGAAGAUCCCAUGUCACGCGAUGUUGCAGUCCUUGUUGAUUACAUGGCAGAACUGCCUCUGUCUGAUACAUAG